Messenger RNA from Syngnathus acus (greater pipefish), 3042 nucleotides. It is a transcript of the gene lhx9, whose product is annotated as LIM homeobox 9. The transcript is spliced from 6 exons. NCBI's taxonomy places the organism in Eukaryota, Metazoa, Chordata, Actinopteri, Syngnathiformes, Syngnathidae. Gene Ontology annotation, molecular function: RNA polymerase II transcription regulatory region sequence-specific DNA binding; DNA-binding transcription factor activity, RNA polymerase II-specific. Gene Ontology annotation, biological process: regulation of transcription by RNA polymerase II; neuron differentiation. The record is from RefSeq and is a predicted model, not a curated record. The coding region runs from base 357 to 1556 and encodes 399 amino acids. Gene Ontology annotation, cellular component: nucleus.
UGCGUGCCGGAGGAAUAUUUAGAUGACUUGCCUUUUAAUCGAGGCUGGAAGUGGAGUGGAGCCGCGGCUCACAAACGUGGAACAGCCCCCAUCUACCGGCAGGCAAGCAGGCAGGAAGCCUCCCUCCAAUCUCCAAUCUCCAAUCUCCUCUCUCUCCUCUUCUUCUCCAUUGCCAGCGCACAGUGCCGGCUGGAGGGAGCGUCUCCUCCGCCUUGCGCAUCGCAUCGCAUCGCGCGGCCAUCGAACAUCCUCAGUUGCCUUUGCACGCAGCGGGCAGGGAAGUGAUCUGACUUUGUGCAUUUUGGAUGCGCUGAGCCGAGCCGGCACGGCACCACACCAGUCGGCUUCCACGGUAUAUGGACGUGGUGGGCUGCAAGGCAGAAGCAGCCGCUCGCACGUUGCGCCCAGGACAGGGAGCCAUGCUUUUCCACGGGAUCUCCGGGGACCACAUCCAAGGGAUCAUGGAGGAGAUGGAGAGAAGGUCCAAGUCGGAGUCUCGCCUGGCCAAAAGCAUGCAGAUCAACGGCAGAGAGACGACCAUGCCCUCCAUGAGCCCGGAGAAGCCCGCUCUGUGCGCCGGCUGCGGGGGCAAGAUCUCGGACAGAUACUACCUCCUGGCCGUGGACAAACAGUGGCACCUGCGUUGUCUCAAAUGCUGUGAAUGUAAAUUAGCGCUGGAGUCGGAGCUAACGUGUUUCGCCAAGGAUGGCAGCAUCUACUGCAAAGAGGAUUACUACAGAAGGUUCUCGGUGCAGAGGUGCGCGCGCUGCCACCUGGGCAUUUCCGCCUCGGAGAUGGUGAUGCGCGCGCGCGACUCCGUCUACCACCUGAGCUGCUUCACGUGCACCACGUGCAACAAGACGCUCACCACGGGCGACCACUUCGGCAUGAAGGACAGCCUCGUCUACUGCCGCCUCCACUUCGAGAGCUUGGUGCAGGGAGCCGACUACCACCCCCAGCUCAACUUUGCCGAGUUGGCCGCUAAGGGCGGCGGCCUCGGCCUGCCCUACUUCAACGGCACUGGCACGGCGCAGAAGGGCCGGCCGAGGAAGAGGAAGAGCCCCGCCAUGGGUUUGGACUUACCGAGCUACAACACAGGCUGCAACGAGAACGACGCGGACCACUUGGACCGAGACCAGCAGGCCUACGCGCCGACGCAGAAGACCAAGCGCAUGCGGACCUCCUUCAAGCACCACCAGCUGCGGACAAUGAAAUCCUACUUUGCCAUCAACCACAACCCGGACGCUAAGGACCUCAAGCAGCUGGCCCAGAAGACGGGCCUGACCAAAAGAGUUCUGCAGGUUUGGUUCCAAAACGCGAGAGCCAAAUUCAGAAGGAACGUUUUACGACAGGAGAAUGGAGGUGUUGAUAAGGCUGAUGGCACCUCACUCCCUCCGCCCUCGUCCGACAGUGGGGCCCUGACCCCCCCCUCCAGCGCGGCCACGCUAACAGACCUGACAAACCCCUCGAUUACUGUAGUGACCUCCGUCACCUCUAGUUUGGACAGCCACGAUUCGGGGAGCCCUUCACAAACUACCUUGACGAACCUUUUCUAAGCUAGCAGACUGUUUAUUUUUUUAACUGUUAUUUUUCCUCUGAUUCAUUUCUUUCUUUUUUUUUUAAAUUGACCUUUAAAUCAAGCAGAGAUGACUCCUUUGAAGAGAGAAGAAGAGCAGUGGCCACGUCAAAUUAUUUCACAAUGAACAAAUGUGUAGCAUUUGAAACCUCAUGGCAGUGACGGACUUUGGGGAAAGGACUUUCAGAAAAUCAUUGGGGGCGGGAAAAAAAAAAAGAAAUUCUUCAUUUGUACAUUUGUAUUGAAUGAUGACAAAUUGAGCCCUUUUUAAUUCAUGCUGAAUUGGUGAAUUUUGCCCUCCCAAACUUGUAUUUUUGUUUGUCCUUUGGGAAGCAAACUUGUCGAAUGUUCUGUAAAUGGCUCCAAAUCCACAAAGAAAAAAAACACUCUUUCAAUUCUCUUUUUGAAUGUCUCCUAUUUGUACAGCAGUUGAAUCAGACUUCAUGAUUAAAAACCCAAAUAGAUUUUUGGAAUCGAUUCAAACAGAGGUAAACAAUAAUGCAAUUGCGACGACGGCAAAUGGUUCAGAAAAUUAGCUAGAGCAGUCGAUGGAAUGACGUCAUGUUGGCCUGCUGGAUGAAUUGCAGUAAAUCGAAUCCAGUAAACGCAUCAUCAGAUUGAGUCAAUUGCACAAAAGCACCCCCCCCCCCCCCCCGUAAAAAGUGCAUUAUUGUUUUAUCAUGUUGCUCAGGGUGAUGUUUUUUUUUUUUUUUUAAACGGAAAAGGGAGUGUAGUAUAACAAUUGACUGGAUUUGUAGAGCUGACAUUGGAAAAAAAAAAAAAAGACCUCAACUAGUUGAAGUUCGGCGCAGGUGAAAUCAUGUUUUCUCCUAAUAUUGCCACUGAUCAGACCAAAAAACAAAAAAAAAAAGAAACAUGCAUGUUUCUUCUGGCUGAAAGGUAGUAAAGAGAGGAGCAGAAGACACAUUUCCUAGUUUGUUCUUUUGUGGAACAAAAAGUGGUACUCCGAGUCUACUCGCUGAAGUAGAUGCCUAACUCAGUUCUACUCGACGUGCCUUAUGCGAUAGAUAACUUGGGAGAAAAAAGGUUGUGAAAUUCAGGAUUCUGUGUGUUCUUUGUUAACUGAUUCACAUCCUUCGGACGCCUCACUAGUUUUGUACUGUUUUGCAUCUUAUUUUCAAAGAUCUUUUUAUGGUGUAUAUCCUGUUUUUGACAAAAAAAGAGAAGGGAGGGAGGGAGGGAGGGAGGGAGGGGCAGCGAUGUCAUAGAAAGCAUUUGUGCACUCUUUCAGAUAUAGUUCCAAGAACCUUAUAUAUUGAUCUUCGUGUUAAUAGUUGAGUACAGUAAGUGUUCUAUCAAGAUUGUCCAUGUUUCCCUGUUUCUUGAUAAAGAUGGUGUAUAGAAACUAUUUCCCCCCCCCCCCCCUUAAAUAUUUAUGGACCAAACGGUUGUUAUAUAUCUUAUUAAAUUUGUGUGAAUAAAAAAAAACAAUACUUUGCUUUAAA